This is a messenger RNA of Drosophila simulans, 405 nucleotides long. RefSeq lists its product as uncharacterized. The record is from RefSeq and is a predicted model, not a curated record. Lineage: Eukaryota; Metazoa; Arthropoda; Insecta; Diptera; Drosophilidae. The transcript has 3 exons. The coding region runs from base 24 to 404 and encodes 126 amino acids.
CAACAGUUGUCAACUAAGCUGCAAUGAACCAGUUAACCUUUGUAAGCUGCCUUUUGUUCUGGUCCGGGUCCCAGGCUGCCUUCCAGGACUUUGUGAUUGGACCUGAAUCCUAUGAAGGUGGUAACGAUGUCGCCCCGUUUGGUCAAGAAUUUUCGGAUGAGGUGGGUGAGGAUAUAAUGGUGUCAUUCCAGGAUGUACAGCAUGAUGGAAUAGUGGAUACCAAUUUACUGAUGAAAGCUCUAGUGCAGCAUGCGAAUCGUUUGGGCAUGAGCCUGGAUGAACUUGCUAGCUUAAAUAUGCAGUCAGAAGAUGAGGAAUCUAUGAACCAACUUGGGUGUUCAGCUGGGCAAGACGUCUUCGGAUACCCAGAAAAGCCCACUUGGCGGGAUGUACUCUUUAACUAAG